Molecule: messenger RNA, 1023 nt
Organism: Amaranthus tricolor (Joseph's coat)
Lineage: Eukaryota; Viridiplantae; Streptophyta; Magnoliopsida; Caryophyllales; Amaranthaceae
Product: ribonuclease 1-like
Exons: 3
Coding region: 59-757 (232 amino acids)
Biological process (GO): RNA catabolic process
Cellular component (GO): extracellular region
Molecular function (GO): ribonuclease T2 activity; RNA binding
Source: RefSeq, a predicted model, not a curated record
CCACUUUCACUCCUAAUUAAAGAUAGAAAGAAAAAAGUGAGAGUUGAAGAUCAGAAAAAUGGGGAAGAUUGGAAGCUCAAUGUUGACGACAUUAAUGCUACUGCUAAGUUUUGCAGUAGUAGCUCUAGGAAAUACUAGUAGUGGUUUACGUGCCUUCUACUUGGUGCAACAGUGGUUGGGAUCGUACUGUAAUCAAAGAGGUACAAGAUGUUGUUAUCCACCAACGGGAAAACCAAAUCCAGAUUUUACAAUAUAUGGACUUUGGCCUUAUUACAAUGAUGGUAGCUUUCCUUAUAACUGUGGCGACGACAACUAUGAUGUUGGUCGGCUUAAACCAUUGGAGCUGAGCUUAAGAAAGUCAUGGCCAUCAUUUACAUGCCCACAAAUAGGAAGGAAAUUUUGGGUGCACGAAUGGAAUAAACAUGGAACUUGCUCCAAAAACAUCCUGGGUGAAAUCCCUUACUUUAAAGCAGCAUUGAACCUUAAGAACAAGGCCAACAUCUACCAAGCCCUCGCAAGGGGUGGAAUCAGGCCAAACAAUCAGUUUUAUUCCCUCAAAUCCAUUAAAAAAGCCUUAGUUCGAGCAAUCGGGUUUCACCCAUGGAUUGUAUGCAACCAUAAUGCACAAGGGAAGACCCAAAUCUGGCAAAUCACAUUUUGUGCUGAUAAAACCGGGAGUAAACUUAUCAAAUGCCCUUAUCUUCCAAGGGGACGUGGGAAUUGUGCUUCAAGAAUCCUAUUCCCUUCUUUCUAUUAACGAAGCUAAAAUUCUUGGCCGUCCAGAUGUUGAACCUUUUUACUUUAACCCUGUACCAUAAAAAUUAAUUUUAUCUUUUCUUUUAUCCGUCGGAAUUUUUUAUUCAGCUCGAAUAAAAAAGUAUACUAAUAGAAGUACGUACAAAGCACAACUUUUCUUGGUGCUUUAUUAUGUUUCAUUGUUAAUUGUGUUGCUGGAUUUUUAACCAAGCAAUAUUUUGUCGUGUGUAUUAUCGUCCUAUACUUUAUAAGAUUUGGUAUUGUGAA